AUGGCGACCGAGCAGCACGACGCGUUCUUCCUCGACGCCCACCUCAAGUACGUGGCGAACCUCUCCAAGCAGAAGGAAAGCCUCGAGAGCUGCAUGAGCGAGCACAUGCGCGUCUCCGGCUUCUACUGGGCGGUCGGCUGCCUCGCCGCGCUGGGCAAAGAG
Messenger RNA from Saprolegnia parasitica CBS 223.65, 162 nucleotides. RefSeq lists its product as hypothetical. NCBI's taxonomy places the organism in Eukaryota, Oomycota, Saprolegniomycetes, Saprolegniales, Saprolegniaceae. The record is from RefSeq and is a predicted model, not a curated record. The annotation marks the transcript as partial. The transcript has a single exon.